Messenger RNA from Dioscorea cayenensis subsp. rotundata (Guinea yam), 825 nucleotides. RefSeq lists its product as uncharacterized. The record is from RefSeq and is a predicted model, not a curated record. The coding region runs from base 292 to 825 and encodes 177 amino acids. Lineage: Eukaryota; Viridiplantae; Streptophyta; Magnoliopsida; Dioscoreales; Dioscoreaceae. The transcript has 4 exons.
CUGACCACUCCGAUGACCUCGUCAUCCGCCGCCGCCCCGACCUUCACAAGCGCCGGCUCUCCGAUCCCGUCGCCGAUGGCUCGCUCCACAUCCGCGACUUCUCCUCACUCCGUCUUGAAGAUACUGAUGAUACUGAUCUUCUCCGCCGGCGCUUCUCCGAGUGGUGCUCCUCCGUCGAGGACCGGCUUCAAGGAAUCGAGGUCAAUGUCGAGGGGGUUAAGUUCCGUCUGACAGUUGAUGCUCCGAAAGUUGAUAAUUUUGAGUGGAUGAAGAAGUCGUGGGAGGAUCAUUAUGCCUCCAAAUUGCUCGAUAGUCGUAGGAAUUCUUGGAGAGGUGUUGCACGGAGGCCGGAUACUAUCAUUGUUUUCCGGUGUGCCUUCGAGGUGGUUUGCAGAGCCGAGAGUAUCGUCCAAGGCCUCAAUGCUUGUCUCUCACACCAUCUUUACAGCAUUGGGGAGAAUCAGGAAUCUCAAUGUUGCUGGUGAUGAUAAUUUAGGCCAGAAAGUGGAUGAAGUUACUGGAGAAGUGGCAUCUGGACUUCAGUGCAAGAUCUGGGUUCAGUUUGAGAGUCAUGAGGACUUCUGUAAUGCAAUGAAGGUGUUAUGUGCCCGUUCUUUGCAAAAGGAGGGUUCAAAUCUUAAAGUAGAUUACAAGUUAACUUGGGAUCGAGAUGGUUAUUUCCAAAAACUGCAGCAAAGGCCUGUGAAUAGUCAGGUACAAGAGAAGGUUGACAGGCUGCAUGCAGUGCCAACUCACAUCGGUAAGGAGGCUCCAAGGCAACACACACAGCUUACCCGGACUGUUCAUAAUGGUCCACGGCCCUAA